Messenger RNA from Chara braunii, 5943 nucleotides. The record is from the annotation of a GenBank genome assembly. NCBI's taxonomy places the organism in Eukaryota, Viridiplantae, Streptophyta, Charophyceae, Charales, Characeae.
GUGUCUUGAAGAAGAAGAAGAUGACCAGCUAUGGCUGACAGUAGACCUCCAGGAUAUGACGCCAGAUGUGCCUUACUGCAAGUGCUGAAUCCAGUAGUCUCAAUCCCGGUAGCUCACCACUGGUUGGGGGGUCCACCCUCUCGGGUGCAUCGAGUGUGAACAGGGAGCAGGAAAAUCAUUGCGUGCUUGUUGCAGCAUCAUACCCCUACAGAUUCCCCACUCCUGUGCCAAAACCGCCCCAUCCAGCCUUGUUGGGUGAGAGUGGGAUUGGGGAUCAGUGGUGGACUGCAGACUUCACACAAGUGGCACAGCUUUUCCGUCCAUGUGGGGUGUCACUCUCAGUUAUUGCACCAAGGCAAAUUACAAUUCUUAAGAACAUCUUCAACGUGGCACGAAGUCAACAGAUGGGCGAUUCGAUGGAGAUGAUGGCACCAAAGCAGCAACACCUGGUGCUUUUGUCCGAUGCUUUCGGAGCAGCAAAGUCGGUUUUGCAGAGAGGAGCCCCUGUGGCGUCCUCCAUGAAUGAAAGUCAUUUGCAAAAGCCAUCGGUCAUGCCUGUGCAGUCAAUGAAUAUGUCGGGUUCAAUGCCUGUUGGUGCUGGCAGUGGUCCAAUGGUUUCUGGACAGGAAGCAGGAAUGGUGGGUAUCCCUGCUAGCAACGGUGUCGCCGCAGUGGGAUCUGCUGGGGGAUUAUCAACGGACACCAAAAGAGGCCUCUCUGAUCGUAUUCAAGCAACCAAUCCGAGUGCAUCUCCAUCAGGGAAUAUGUCCAUGCUGGUAAAAAAGCAAGAGGUUAUCAACCCUUCACCUCUCGUGGUCAGCAGUCCACCACAGAACACAGGAAUGUGGUCCACGAAUCUUCCUAUGGGCAGGGUUGGUGCCAUGGGAGGGAACAACACAAUGUCGGGCACAGCACUACCAACGCAAGUCUCAUCGUCCUCCGGGGGUGGGGCUGCCACUGGCAUGGCUGCGAUAGGAGCAUCAAGUUAUGGAGGAGGUGUGGUAAUGCAUGCCGGCACUGUGUCUGGUGGAGGCGGCAUGACUGAUGUCAGUAUGGCAGCAGCGGUGGGUGGUAGCAAUUCAGGUUCCAUGAGAGCCACUGGAAAGACUGCAACAAUGAUGGCCAAUCUUAGAGCAAACUCAGGGAACGAGAGUGGGAUAGUGGGUACAAUGGGAGAAGUGAUGUGGGGCUCGGUGGGAAGCUCGAUGGGAAGCUACACAGUUGGCAGCAGUUCUGGGACCUUCAGCAAUGGUGCUGCUGGGACGAUGGGAGCUGCACCACGGCUAGUUGCAGCAGGGCCCGCUGGGGCUGGUGGGACAAUGUCCAAUCUGGAUGGAGGGACUCGAGGUGGUGUGGGGAUUGCGUCGGCAACGGGUAAUAAUAUGGGAAUAUCCAAUGCUGGCAUUCCGUUAGUAUCCUCCUCCAGUAUGGGAGUUGGCAUGGGUGUGAACAUGGGGAGCAACAUAGCCGUGAACAUGGGGAUGCCAUUCAGUGGUAGCUUGGGAGGGGGUCCUAAUAUGGCUCCUACAAUAGGCAGUGUUGCAAGUGGUCCUGCAAGAGCCGCAACGGGUAUUCCUAUGGGGGUUGGGGCCAGCGGUAACAUGAUUGGCAGUGUACCAGGGAAUUCCCUGACUGGUUCUAUGAGUCAAAUUGGCGGGCUGGGUUUGAGCAAAGGGCUCCAAGGUCCAGGCAGUGGUCCAGGGCUGGUGACAUCUGGGAUAGCGCAAAGCGGUGGACCCCUUCCGUCACAAGGUCCUGGGACUAUUGGACAAACCAUGCAGCCUCUCGGGAAUAUAGCUUCACAAUCCAGCGGUUUGGUCAUGGCACCUGGAGGCGCACGGGAAGGAAUGGUGUCGGAAGCAGGCUCGUCGACACUACCUGUGCAACCGUCGAAUCAUCCCCCCCAAGGCGUGUCGGGUGUGAAAUUCUGGACGGGCCCGCUCCAGAUUGCCAAGAAAGAUGGAUCUACUGUGACACUCUGUGUUGUUGAGGAGACUAGCCCCUACACCACUGAGCAGCAAGAAAAGAUGGUCGCCUUAGUUAGAGAGAAUAAGGAGAGGAAAGAGCGUGAAAAGCAAGCCAAGCUAAAGGCUAUCGCAGACGARCAGGCGGCGAAGAUGAAGAGAUUGGAGGAGGAGAUGAAGAGGGUACAACAGGAGGAGGAAGAAAGAAGGAAGGCUGCUGAAGAAGAAGCGGCAGCAGAAGAAGAGAAAGAGAGAAUGAGAAUUGAGAGUGGAGAAGGGAGCAGUGGUGGCACGAUGAAGUGGGAGACAGAUACUGAGGUGGAGAAGAAGAUCAGCGAGUGGGUCGCUAAUUUAUCGUUGGGGGAAGACGAGGAGGCGGAGUCCUAUGUGACUAAGGAUGAGAAGGUUGCGCUGGCCGUUGAGCUAGCAGCCAUGACAGACCCAAUGGAACGAAGAGAGAGGGAAGACGAGCAAAAGUUAGCAUGGAAGUUGAGAAUGAAGAGGGAGAAGAAGAGGAGGAGAGAGGAAGUGAAUAAGAUGACCGCCGCAGUGGCGAAGGUGCAGGAGUGUAGAGCGGAGGUGCUGGCCCAGCCAGAUGAUAAGGCCAAGUGGGACAAGGUACUGGGCUAUGUAGAGGUGUUGAGCAAGGCCUGGAUGGAGGAGCGCCAGGCAAGCUGGAGCCAAGAUGUAGCGUUGAGUGCCAUGCGGUCCGGGUUUAGGGAUUUUGCGCGCGAAAUCGUCACCCACAUUGGGGGCGAAGUCAAACAGUUGAGAGACAAUGUAGGGAAGUUUUGUGAGGGCGCCAUUCAGGGUGCCAAAGCUGCAGCCGCUGUAGAAGGAGAGGGCAGACCCCGUAAGGACCCAGUGAAACUUAAGUUCCCAGACGCGUACGGGGGAAAGAAGGACGAGAACCUUGACAACUGGGAGGCCAGUGUCAAUAGUUACAUUUACUUACAGCAUAUCCUGAUAGAGGAGCAAGUCCUCGUGGCCUUCCAGGCCCUGAAGGACGAAGCGGCUAGCUUCGCCAGGUCUCUCGCGCGUACAGCCGGUUGUGAAAACAACCUGGUUGCAUAUUCCAAAGUCACUCGUCUUUCCCAAUUCCUCAAGCUCCUCAAGGAGCGGUUCGUUGACCCAACGCGAGGCAUUAGAGCCUCUGAUAAGCUCCAAACGAUCCACUCCCGGCAGUGGAGGAGUGCUAAGGCACUCAAGGGUACUAUGGACGACUUGGUAGCCGUCCCGGACCACGGGGUCACUGAGCCCCAGCUGGCUCUGAGAAGAACCACAUCACCAGACACGCUCGGUGCUGACUGGCCAGACGUCUUGCAAAUAGUUAGGAUCUGGGAGCAAGCAAAAUAUGCCCGAAUCUUGGAAAACAAGUCAAUCAAGCCAGAGAUCAUAAUGUUCAGGCCGCUGGAUAAUCACAAUUUGUUUCAGGCUAUGAUUGACAGAAAGCAGGGUGCCUUCGUGCAGUUGAGAUCGCACACGCUCCUCCUUGAACCUCAAGCUCCUAAGGCUGACAAGUGGGGCUCAGGAAUAAGGCUUGUCGGUGUACUACUGUCAAAGCAGCCACAACAUCAAGACAGUGCUGCACGAUCAUCUGGCCAAGUGCAACAGCAGGUCCAAGGUUCAUCUCAGACUAGCAGCCAAGGAUCUGGCCAGAUGGGUGGACAAGUGAUUGGGCAGAAAAUGGGUCAGUCAGCGGCAGGUCAGAUGUCGGGUCCAUUGCACAGCCAUCUGCAAACAACCACACAGUCGCUCUCAUCAGGGGGGAACAAUACACACAGCAUGAUGCACAUGCCAUCAGGCCCAGGGCCAGCGGGCGCCGUUAUGAGCAAUAAUGGCAUGUCAUUGAGUGCGAUGAGCGGCGGCGCCGGCGGAGGAAACAACAUGAUGAGUGGCAAUGCGGUGAUGGGGAUGUCCCAGCUUCCAAAUGCUGGCAUCAGCAGCGCCGGAAUGCUGAGCUCAGGGUUAUCGGGAAGUGGGGUGGGUAUUGCAAACGCAGCACUGAACUCGCCGCCUCUGGAUCCAACGACUUUAGGAUCGAUGGCUGGUGGAAUGGCAGCAGCUACUGCUUCAACACUAGGCAUGGGGGCUGGAAGCUCAGGAUUGAUGGCGGUGACGGGGGGGGGGCUAACAGGCGCAGGCGUUGGGUUGGCAUCGUCUGGAGGAGGGGGCUUGGGGCUGACAACAUCAUCGUCCGCCCUGUCAGGACUUACAUCCUUCGGGGGGAAUGGGCUGACCAGCGGUACGGGAAGCGAGUUGCCCUCUUCUUCUGGAGGUUCAAGCACCGCUGGUGGUACGAUUGCAGCUGGCGGCGGAAUGAUGGUUAUGGGAGGGGGAAUGAACCCCUCUACCAGCAUUCCACCUAUCUCCGCAGGUAUGGCCAGAACCACAGCCGCAGGAAUGAGCUCGCCUCCAUUAGCAGUCCCUCAAGGUCUUGCUGGUACUUCCGGUCUCACCAUGGCCGGAGCUUCUGCACUGAAUGCCCCCCACUCUUCAGCAACCUUGUCAUCAGCAAGCACCUUGGCAGCUGCCGGGCUGGGCGGCCAGGUUAUGGGGCCGGGGCAGCUGCCAGGGCCACAGGGCCGAAGUCAACUUCAAGGAGGAAUACCAUCAUUACCUGGGAAUGGCAGUGGACUGCAAGGGAAUGGGUACAUCAGAUAACUUAGGAUCCUCUGGCCAAAGCUGCUUAUGGCUCUGCUGAAGCUGCUGACAACAACAACAACAAAAAGGACUGGCUGGCCCAAAAAAAUGGUGAUGAUGCCGCCAGUCUUUGGUCCAAUGAUUAUCUUGCAGGCAAGUUGGCGGGAGCGUCGUCAUGGUGGCCAUGGCAUUAUGUUGCCUUCGUUGUAUUCGUUAUGUUUUUAUAAAUGUUUGGAGGUCCUAUGCUGGAUUGUCUUUUUUUUUCCUUUUUUUUUUUUAAGUCCGGUUUCUCUUCUUUUUCAAGUUUCUUGUUUUUCUUUCCCUUUUUGCCCCCUCUUUCCCGUUCAAGUCUCGGAUCUCGUUCUCGCUCAUUUUCCAUGCCUUUGUUGGGAUCCUUAUAAGUCUUUUUUCUUCUUUUUUUUCCUUUUAUUCAUCUUUUUUUUUUUUUUUCCAAUGAUCCUUAAAACUUAAAAGUUAAAUUCUUUAUUGUUUGGGAGAGGACAAUACUCCGCCGUCCUUUGUGAAAGCUGUAAAUAUCAUAAUUAACUACGGAGGUGUUCUUUUAGCAGGCUUCUGCAGAGACGGAUGGUCGGUACGUGACAACACUGAGAAGAGAGGGAGCUCUCCCCAGUGCUCUACCAACUAAGCUAUACACCCAGAAUCCAGAUAGGCUUAGUAGGAUUUGAACCUACAAUAUCACCGUUAUGAGCGGUGCGUUUGAACCAAUUAAACUAUAAGCCCAGGAACUUGCUUCAGAAACAACAAAACUAACUUCCCCUCACUGAUGCGGAUGACGGUGAGUUGGCGACACUGAGAAGAGAGGGAGCUCGAGCAGAGAGCUAGACUCUGCUUGAGCUCUCCGAGGCAAGAGGUGGAGCUCUUUCUCACCUGCUCUCCGUUCCCGCUACCCAUCUGUCGAUCUUCUGACACAUAACAGUUCGGUUUUCAAGUUUACCAAUCUGCUCCACAUGUGUCUUCUUGCCCUCAGCCCUCUUUCCUCGUCUGCACUGAAUCUUCUUUUCUUGAAGUUUCGUUAAUUCUUCCCGUAGACAGACGUCAGAUGCUGCUUGACAUCAAGGGGUGCUGGAGAUCUGGAUCACACCAGAUCUGUGAGACUUUUGGAUGUUUCUCUUCUGAUAUUCAUUCCUGCGCUUACUUGCAGUCCUCCGACGCCCCAUUUGCCUCCAGUGACCUAUCGCCAAAUCGGCAGCCAUAUAGAAGAAGCUCGGGCGUACCUGGUCGUUGGUGGUGGCCAAAUGCCCCGGUUUAACGAACUAACCUUGCGAGGAUGGGGAGUGUUCAAUUGGGGCCCUUAAAGCGCCCGUUGCAAAAGAUC